GCUCUAGCAUGCAGUAACAAUUAGCUAGCUUUAGUGCUUGAAGCCUAUUGGAGGAAGGAAAGGAGAGAUGAGAAUCCAUGAAUGGUUCCUUGAGUUUUAAUUUGUGCAAUUUUCAUAAAAAUUUAAUAUUAUAUUUUAUGUAAAUUUAUACAAACUUAAAUCCAAAUCCAAACAAAUCAAUAAUAUUGUUUUAAAAGCUGUAACCGCCGAACUGCAGUUCUAGUAUUUUCCGGCAGGGCAGGGUUGUCAAUUACAGCUGGUUCUUCAUUGUCAUUUCUCACCGACAAGUUCGUGCCAUGACUUAUAUUCUCUCUCUCUCUCUCUCUCUCUCUCUGCGCGCAUUGAUUACUGAGUGACGAUGAAUGAGCUCUUCCACCGUGAAGUCUGUCAAAUUUUGUAACUGUACAUUGCAUCGCGAUCGGAGAGCAAUAGUGCAUCUUUGGACGCCAUCACUAAAUUUUCCAGCAAAGGCCUACGCGCGUCUAGGUGUUCAUGCGGCUAAUCUAAGCCACUGAACCUGUUUCCCCGGACGGCCGAGAAUUUCUCUGAAUUGACACUGAAUCGGGUCCGGCAAUACUUAGAUGAAGAUUCGAUCGAUAUGAAGAGGUUCAAGAAGAAUUCCGACGACAAAUCAAAACCCUCCGAUCCCGGAAGUGAAGGUGUUCCUCGGGCUCCAGAGAGGACAUGUGGGCCCAACUCGUUGAAGUUGAUGGGGAUCUUGAUGGUUUGUGUGAUGGUCUUUUCAGUGAUGUUCACAGUCUCUGUUGUUCUUCGUGACCCGCCGUCUGAUAACCUUUGGGCGUUUGCAGAAGCGAGGGCUCUUGACGUGCCACCCAAUGACGGUUCAGGAUAUCAUUCAGAAGACCAUGCAUCAGAUUCUGUUGAGGCACCUAAAAAUAAGCUACUAGGUGGCCUUCUUGCUGCUGGAUUUGAUGAAGCAUCAUGUCUCAGCAGGCACGAAUCAGUUUUGUAUCGCAAAGAUGUACCCCAUAAACCAUCUUCUUAUCUACUAUCCAGGUUACGGAGUUAUGAAGCUCUCCACAAACGGUGUGGCCCCUCUACCAAAUCCUAUAACAAAUCCUUGGAACAACUCAAGUUGGGUCAGCACAUCGAUUCCCCAGAUUGUAACUAUGUGGUAUGGAUAUCUUUUAGUGGUCUAGGGAACAGGAUACUAACUCUGGCUUCAGCAUUUGUUUAUGCUUUGCUUACAAACCGAGUGUUACUUGUUGAUCCUGGAGUUGACAUGGCUGAUCUUUUCUGUGAACCAUUUCCAGAAAUUUCUUGGUUUCUAUCCUCUGAUUUCCCCCUAAACAGUCAGUUCAACCGCUUCAAUCAGAAAUCUCCUCACUGUUAUGGUAAUAUGCUCAAGAAAAGUGCAACAAUGAAUUCAACUGUGCUGCCAAUGCAGUCUUUUGUCUAUCUCCAUCUUGUCCAUGAUUAUGAUGAUAAAGAUAAGCUUUUCUUUUGUGAUCAAGAUCAACAUUUUUUCCAGAAAGUACCUUGGUUGAUUAUGAGGACAGAUAACUACUUCAUCCCAUCUCUCUUCUUGAUCCCAUCAUUUGAGCAAGAGCUCAAUAAUCUUUUCCCGGAAAAAAAUACAGUUUUCCAUUUUAUAGGCCGAUAUCUCUUUCAUCCAACAAAUGCAGUGUGGGGGCUUAUUACAAGGUACUAUCAAGCUUAUUUAGCUAAAGCGGAUGAACGAGUAGGCAUCCAGAUCAGAGUCUUUGAUACUGGGACUGGUCCAUUCCAACAUGUACUGGAUCAGAUCCUAACUUGUACCAUAAAGGAGAAGCUGCUACCAGAAGUUAACCUGCAGGAACUCACAACAAAUCUAUCUGCAAAUCAUAGGUCUAAAGCUGUUUUAAUGACAUCAUUAAGUUCUGGGUACUUUGAGAAGGUAAGGAACAUGUAUUGGGAACACGCUACUGCGACAGGGGAGGUGAUUGGAGUUUACCAGCCAAGCCAUGAAGAGUAUCAACAAACAGAGAAGCAGAUACACAACAGAAAGGCAUGGGCAGAAAUGUAUUUACUGAGUUUGACCGAUACAUUGGUUACGAGCCCAUGGUCAACUUUUGGGUAUGUGGCUCAAGGCCUUGGAGGCUUGACACCAUGGGUUCUCUAUAAGCCCGAGAAUCGCACAACUCCCAAUCCGCCUUGUCGUCGAGCCAUGUCAAUGGAACCUUGUUUCCACGCACCUCCCUUCUAUGACUGCAAGGCUAAGAGGGGGAUUGAUACAGGCGCUCUUGUUCCGCAUGUAAGGCAUUGUGAGGACAUGAGCUGGGGUCUCAAGCUUGUUGAUCAUCAUGAUGAGUUGUAAGGAUAGUUUUUCGUAUUAUUUAUGCAGAAAUCACCAUUCUUUGAAGUACUUUCCAGCUGUAAUCUAGACAUUGUAUUUUCUUUAGAGUUUAUCGGCACCUACUACGGAUUUAAGAUGAUAGUUGUUGGAAUUUGAGGCUGUCAAUAGUGAUACAUUUGCAUGUAUGAAUGUUCAUUUUGUUUUGAUUGAAAGGAGACCUUGUUUCUCUA
Messenger RNA from Malania oleifera, 2526 nucleotides. RefSeq names its product galactoside 2-alpha-L-fucosyltransferase-like. Bases 599 to 2317 code for a protein of 572 amino acids. NCBI's taxonomy places the organism in Eukaryota, Viridiplantae, Streptophyta, Magnoliopsida, Santalales, Ximeniaceae. Gene Ontology annotation, cellular component: Golgi apparatus; membrane. Gene Ontology annotation, molecular function: galactoside 2-alpha-L-fucosyltransferase activity. The record is from RefSeq and is a predicted model, not a curated record. Gene Ontology annotation, biological process: cell wall biogenesis; xyloglucan biosynthetic process. The transcript is spliced from 2 exons.